AUGGAAUUUGUAAAAGGUACUGGUACAGUGGUACUGGUCCUUGGGCGUGAAAAGGAAGGUGUACCGGUGGAUAUCAUACAUGUUCUGGAUGCUUGCCUUGAGAUUCCACAGUUGGGAGUUGUUAGAUCUCUUAACGUUCAUGUCAGCGGCGCCAGUGCUCUGUGGAAGUAUACUCGACAGCAGAGAUCCCAAUAG
This is a messenger RNA of Prunus armeniaca (apricot), 195 nucleotides long. The record is from the annotation of a GenBank genome assembly. Lineage: Eukaryota; Viridiplantae; Streptophyta; Magnoliopsida; Rosales; Rosaceae.